This is a messenger RNA of Exserohilum turcica Et28A, 1103 nucleotides long. RefSeq lists its product as uncharacterized. NCBI's taxonomy places the organism in Eukaryota, Fungi, Ascomycota, Dothideomycetes, Pleosporales, Pleosporaceae. The coding region runs from base 27 to 1028 and encodes 333 amino acids. Gene Ontology annotation, biological process: translation. Gene Ontology annotation, cellular component: mitochondrial small ribosomal subunit; ribosome. The transcript has 2 exons. Gene Ontology annotation, molecular function: RNA binding; structural constituent of ribosome. The record is from RefSeq and is a predicted model, not a curated record.
GUGCGCCCCGAUCCAGCAGCGGCGCAAUGGCAAGCAGGGAGCUUUCGAGGGGGCUAUGGAGGGCAUGGGAUGCUCUGGCGAGCCGACCACGGCCCCAAUGCGAACGGACGAUUCGACUGGCUCAACGGAGCCUCGACCCUCAGAUACGGCGAUGCAUUUCAACCACAGCCGCAAGGCAUGCUGAAGUCGGCGAAGAAGAGGUACAAGAGCCAUUUCAGGCGGCGCCCGAAAUCAACUACGAAACACUGGGAGGCGGUGGUGAUGAAGAAGAAGAAGGAGGAUUCAAGCGCGAAGCACGACCACUGCGUGUUGUACCUGCAUCGCCGUCGUACUUCAGCGCGAAGCCCACCUUUACCGACGACUUCCUUUCGCUGUCGGCUCUCCUCCGCAGUGUUGCCACGCUGCCCGUAAUACCGCCUGCAGAAGCGCCCAAGGUGGCUUGGAAGACGACUGAGCAAUACCGCAUCAUGACCAACGAGCCUGUCAAGACGGCACGAUACCACGGCAUGCUGCAAAUACUGCGGAGGCUGAAUUGCAUCCACCCCUCGCUCAUGCCCGAAGAGGUUAUGCAAGCUAUGCAGCGGUAUAAGAAGCCAAACCAGCCUGGAGAUAUCAAACCAAAGCCUGGCGUGAUUGACGAGCUUGGGCGCGCCAAAGGUGUUGGGCGGAGGAAGACAUCCUCUGCGGUGGCAUGGCUGGUAGAAGGCGAGGGCGAGGUGCUGGUCAAUGGCAAGUCCCUCUCGCAGUUCUUUGGACGGCUGCACCAUCGGGAGAGUGCUGUGUGGGCGCUCAAGGCUACUCAGCGGCUUGACAAGUACAAUGUUUUUGCUCUGGUUCGAGGCGGUGGCUUGACAGGUCAGGCAGAGGCCAUGACUUUGGCGGUAGCAAAAGCAUUGCUGGUUCAUGAACCAGCACUGAAGCCAGCAGUAAGACGAGCCGGAACCAUAACACGCGACCCAAGGAAGGUAGAGAGGAAGAAACCAGGUCACGUCAAAGCACGCAAGAUGCCUACCUGGGUCAAGCGAUGAGAUGUGUACUAUCUACUAGACAUGGCGUAUGUAAAUGCAAAGGCGCCAAGCGAAUGGCGGGAAUGUACCUUUUUA